AUUGUUCUUUGACACUGUUGACAGUUAUAGCAUCUCUUUUGGUAUUGAAUAUCGGGCCUAAGAUGUCAAGAGAAAAUGAGAAUAACAGAAACAAACUAACAGAUUUUAUAAGUGGGUUGUAGUUUGUUAAAUAUAGGAAUUAUGUUUUAAAGAUAAUAUAUUAAUUGUAAGUUUAUGUAACAUAAUUGGUUAAAAUAUUACAAACUGGUUUACAUAUAAAAGUUAUGUACAAAUAAUUGUAAAUUGAAAGAAAUGUAGCAAUUCAAAGCAUGGCACAAUUAUCUGGAAAAUAAAACACGGCCGUAUCAAAAUACGAAGUUAGCUACGCGAAAAUGGAAAAUUUGCAAUCAGACUGGAUUGAUGAAAAUGCCGACUCAAAAUAUGUUGAUCCGGAGUUAUCAUGUGUUCACGACGUUAUUGCAGACGAUCCAAAACCAAAUUACCUAUUCGCAAAUGAAAAUUUUAUCAAUAGUCCUACUUUUUCUACAGACUCUAAUGAAAAUUUAGGUGACGAAUCAAAUUCAAAAACUGAGCAUCCAUUAUUAAAAACGUCAAUUAUAAAUGCAUCUUUAGCAAAAAAAAGAUUACAAGCCUACUCUAAACAAGUAAGAAAAUCGCCUGUCAAAGAAGAAAAAGUUGAUAAUAAAUUUCAGAAAGAAGUUGCAAAAAAAACGAAAAAAGAUCUGUAUCCAGGUGCCAAGGCAAAAGCUGUAAUCCAAGAAAUAGAAGAAAUAAAAAGGAAAGAUCAGGAAUUUGAGAAUCUAAAAAAGAAAGAAUUUGAAGAUCUCUGCAGGCGUCUAGCAGUCACAGAUGCAAUCAGGUGUCAACUUUCAGAUUCGCCAGAUCGAAACAAACAAUUUAAACGGAGAGGAAUAAAACAGAGAAAUUACAGACGUACAGAUUCUUUCAGUCGUAAAUCUCCUACUCCGGAGGAUGUUAAAAAUAAAGAUAGAUAUUCACCUGUGCAUAAACAUCCAAAGGAUUGGACGGAAUUUAAAAAACAAAACUUAUCAAUUCCAAAAGAUGGUAGCAGAGGUAGACCCUUUGCUCGAAAAGGUUUUUCUGUGAAUUUAUUAGAAAAAUUAUAUAAUUUGGAUGUACCCUCACCUCCAAUUGUUCCAUGUAGAAUUGAAAUGGAAAAUGGAAUAAAGGAGGUACCACUUCAUUCUAUUAAGGUAACAAAUAGUCGACCACAUAUUAUAUACAGUGUUAAUACUGAAAAAAUUAAAGACAGUUUCCCCACACGGCAUCAGUUGUAUGGUUUUAUUACAAAAGAGCGUCAACAGUGUAUUAGAGACGUCAUCAAUAAACGUGUUAAAGUGAUACCAGAAACCAAGAAACCUACGUCCCGACCUUGGUAUAAUAAACAAUGGAGGAAAUCUUUUACGGAAUGUAAAGUAUUAGAAAAAUCCGUUGGGUUAUCGUUUCUUCAAAACUAUUCAGAUGAAGAGGACGAUAUUGAAACUGAAGAAAUCGUAAUAUGUAGCACUACUAAAAAAAAUGUUGAAACUCCUGUACUGAGUAACUUAGAGUAUGAACCUAUUAGCACUUUUGCAAGAGGAUUUUCUGAUGAGUUUUUAAUCAAAGAAGCCAAAUAUGAAAAACAAGGUUCGAUUUCAAAGACAUUUAGUGACUCUAAAAGUGAUACAUCAGUAUUUACACCGGAAAGAAAUAGAUUAGAAUCAGUUGCAGUAGUAAAUGAAUCUGUUUUAGAAGACGAAACUGGUAUUCUGACACCAGAUAUAUCUGCCCUUCCGUUACUACAAAUUCAAAAAAGUAUCCAAAAAUCAGAAGAACGGAAAAACGAAAAUGAACAAAUGAACAAAGAAAAUAAAUUAGAUCUAAAAUAUAAGAAGAAGAAAAAACGAAAACUUGAAAAUGAACAAUCCGAAGACGAUACUCCUAAAAAGAAGAAGAAGAGAAAAUCUAGAAGUAGAAGAUCGAGUAGUUCAGAAGAUAGCAAUUCGUAUAACGGAAAUAAAAAAAAGAAAAAACAGAAAAAAACUAAAACUAGAGCAAAUAGAAGUACAAAGAGAAAAGCGAAAACAGAUACAACUGAAAUUAAGUUGAAAAAGAAAGACAAACGAAUAAAUAAGAAGAGUAAACAACUUAUUCGUACAUUAAAUCAAUCUCCUAUGGAAGAUGUUGAGAAAAAGCCUAAAAAGAAAAUAAAAAAACAGGAAGAAGCAAAUAAUAAAAAGUCCAACAAAAAGGAAGCUACUCCAGAAAAAACUCCAAAACAAAAAAGAGUUUUAGUAGAAGAUUCUGAUAGUGAAUCAGAACACAGUAAAGGGGAAAAAAUUAGUGAAGAUCAAAUACAAAAAACGGAACAAAUCAAACAAAAGAGAAUUAAGAAGGAGAAUACGGUAGAUGAAAAACAUGAACCAUUGAUUGAUAUAGUGAUAAAAAAAGAACCUGAAGAUGAAACUUUCUUUAAAUCAGCGACUAAUAAUGUCGCGAAAACACCUGAUACUAACAACUAUUGUAGAAACUGGGAAAAAGACGAUCAACUUUGGGAAAUCGAAGAUGAAAAUAUACCAAAAGAAAAAUACAAACUAAAUUCUUCUUGUUGGGAAAGUGAUGAAGAAUUGUAUGAAAAGAGAUUGCCAGAAAGGAGACCCAUUGAAAAAUUCAUAGAAACUAACGAAAUUCGAGAUCUGGAAAUACCUCUUAACAUAAAACCUUUUAAAAAGAGGGAAAUUCAAGUAGUGAAACUAGAUAACAUAUUUAUAGAAGAGGCGAAACGAGAAGAUCCAAUUGAGGAAAAAAAUGAAGUUAACGUUACUAAAGAGUUAGAAAAGAGGUGUAGGUGGGAUAAGAAGGACAUUGAACCCAAGACUGAACAAACAACAUACACCAUUUUAGAAAACGAAUACGAAGAAUUUAUGAAAGCCGUAAAUUCUAAUACAAACACAAGCCCCACAUUCGAAAACCGCAACACCAUCGGUAGUGAUCCAAAUAAUCAUAUUGAUAAUGUGACAAAAGAAGAAUCGAAAAUAAUCAUCGCACCUAAUGAUAUUCCAUUUAUUCCAAUGCCCGACGAAUUGAAACUACAGCCGGUACCUUCUCCUCGUAUUGUAAAUACUCAAAUAUCUCAAAUGAAGAUUAAUCUAUCUCCUAAAAUCGCCGCUUCUUCGACUUCAGACACAGAUGGUAAAACUGAUAUUGUUACCACUCCGCAUUUAACCGACCAAACAAAAUCGUUCAGUUUUACAACGUUAAUGUUACCGUCAAAAAAAGUAUUAAUAGAUAAUUCUAAUUUAAAAUUGGGCGAUUCGGACGAUGAGGAACCUUUAAAACCCAUAGAAGUUAAAAAAGAACUAACCGAACCAAAACAAACUCAAUCGGUAAUCGAAUCACCAAAAGAAAAGAGUAUGAAAAACCAAAAUACCAUUAAAAAUGAUGAAUUUGAUGAGUCUAAAGUUAAGCUUUAUAGUAUCAGUCAAAGCGAUCAUAAAUUGAUUGAUAAAUCUCCUAGUAGAGACAGUUCACGUAGAAGAGGAUCACAAUCAUUUAAAUACAGAAGGGAAAGUCCACGAAGGAAAACGUAUUCGCCGCCGAGAGAAUAUUCUCCAAGAAGAAGACGAAAAUCUCCGGAGCGUUAUAGAAGUAGAUCGCCAACGAGUAGAAAAUACCAUCCAAGAAGACAUUAUUCCCCUCACAGGAGAAGAACGCCCUCUCCCCGAAGAAGGUCGCCUAGAAGAAGCGUCUCUCCGAGGAAUCGAACCAAUAAAAGAAUUUUGAGCAGGACGGACAAUAAAAAAGAAAAAGUAAUAAAUGAAUUUAAAAACGUAUUAUCUUCUCCAUUAGAAGGAACUAAAAGAAGUGUAGCAGAUUCGACAAUAUCAGAUGAUUCCUUACUUCCGCAGCCAAAUUUAGAAGAAUAUGCACAGUCUCCGGUGUCAUAUUACAUGGGACAGAUGAAGUCAGAUGAUGGGAAAAGAUUAUCACUCGAUGAAAGAAUCAAUAUAGAACUUGGACUUAACAAGGAUGAUUUCAAACCUAUCACCACAACAUACGACAAUUUUUGCCAAAACCGUUUCUCAGAUAACUCUCAAAUUGAGAAUUAUACUAUGGAUAAGAAUAAUUUCAAUGAAAAUAUAUCUACUAAUUUCGUACAACUCGGUAAUAUGGUUGAAAUUGUUCCUACAGACUUAAAUCUCAAGACUGAAACGCAUAUGGAAGAUAUUCAAUCAAAAAAUAAACCUCGGAUUUUGCAGGUAGGCAACGUUCUUCAAAUAGUUCCGACCGAAUUGCCGCCAGCUCCUCCGCCAUUACCGUCUACAUUACCUAUUGCAGUUCCGCCGCCAGAUGAAAUCGUUACGAAUUCAUUAGUAACACCCGAAAAGCAAUCAGUUGAAAUUAGUAUGAAACAAAAGAUCGAGGAACGAAAGGCCGAAAGAGAAAAGAGGAAACUCGAAAGAGAAACUAAACGAAAGGAGAAAGAAAAUAGGAGAAGGGAGAAAGAAAAACGUAGACAAAUUAAGAUGAAGGAAAAAACGGAAAAUAUGAUAAAAAAAGCUUUACAACUUGAAGUAGAAAAUCAAGAUGAGGAAGGGGAUGUUAAUAUACCAGCACAAUGGCCCCCCAUACAUAUUUCUAAUUCUUCUAAAGAUCUUAUUUGCAAAAGAAGUAUACUUCUCAAAUAUGGACGGUUGUCAAAAAGUAGAAAGAAAGUGCAAUUUGCUGAUGGUAUCAGACCUGGUGAAGGCACAUCACCAUCUGCUGGAGAAGAUUUAACUUCCCCACCUCCUCCUUCUAAAGUGCUACCAAAGGAAAAGCGUUAUACCAAAACGAAACUAGGAACUAAACAUGUGAAGAAAAAAGUGAAGGUUAAAAUAAUCAAAUCUAACGAAGCACUUUUGGACGAAUCAGAAGAGGAUGACAAUUUACCUCCACCAUCACCGCCUCCAGGCUCACCUCCGCCACACAUAUUUCCCCCUCGAAUCAAGCCACAAAUUGUUACUAAUCACGGAUAUGUUCCAAGUGUGGUUAAUCAAAGCCAAUCAGUGUAUCGGCCACCUGUAAAUAUGCUAAUGAUGCAACCUCCUUUGCCCGAUUCACCAAUGCAAAUUCAUUCGUAUCAGCAAUAUCAGGUACCACCUUUGGCACCUUCUACAACUUUGACACCAGGAGUGACAGAAUCUGCAGCUGUAACAGUGCAUCGUAAUCAUUUCAAUUAUUCCUUGUAGAAUAGUGUAUAAUUGUGUAAAAUAAUAAUUGGUAUUUUCUUUUUUUUUUUGUUUCAUAUUUGUAAAUAAAUUGAAUGUGGAUUUACACACUAAUUCAUCUGUAAGUAAUAAUUAUCUUUGUAUAAAAAAAUCGAUUAUAUAAAGUUUAAUUAAACAUCAAAUGAGUGUAACGUUGCUGGUUAUU
Molecule: messenger RNA, 5376 nt
Organism: Diorhabda sublineata
Lineage: Eukaryota; Metazoa; Arthropoda; Insecta; Coleoptera; Chrysomelidae
Product: titin-like
Exons: 12
Coding region: 333-5192 (1619 amino acids)
Source: RefSeq, a predicted model, not a curated record